AUGGACCUCAAUUCUGCGGAUAAGGCUUUGAGGUGGAUGCGGAGAGACGAGAAGCCUCAUGCCCGUUUCGAAGGAAUAGCCAUCCUCUGGAUCGCGUUCUCAUCCGUUUGGACUAUCCUCUUGGUUGCUGGUAUGGCAUUCCUUUAUAGGCGACGUGAUAUGCCAAUCCUUCGAAUUCGCGGCCUUCUUCUUUCAUUUGGCGCUGUUAUUCUACUCCACCUCUACUGGAUCGCCGUUCAGUGGGUUUAUGUCGUCGCGCUUCUCUUCCCGCCUGCCGUUGAGUUCUGGAUUAUGAGCAUUUGGCUUCCGUUUGGCAUUGCUUUAUUCCACGCUUCUAAUAGCCGCUUCCUCUAUGUUGCUAAAUCUCAAAAGAACUUAUUUGCUAGCAAAAAUGCUAGGCCAAAGUCAGAACGAGUUAAAAAACAGGGCUUGAUCGGGCGUUAUUCCAAUCUUAACUAUACCAAGAGAAUGCUAGUCCUCGUUGGCCUUGGUAUGCUAUUCCAAUUGCUCUUAACUACUUUUAUGUUCCUCGUUUCGCGCAAAUUUCACGACUCAUUUGGUAUUUCCGGUACAGAGGUUACUGGCACAGAAUCGCAACGGAAGGCAGCAGCCCGUAAAGGUUGGGAAUGGUGGCCUUCCAUUGUUUGGCAACUAGUCUGGGCUUGGGUUAUCGCUCCUGUUAUUCUAUGGAAGUCUCGAAACAUCCGCGAUACUCAAGGAUGGAGAGUUCAAACCAUUGCAUGUUGCCUGGCUAACCUUCAUGCGGCUCCAAUGUGGCUUAUCGCUCUCUAUCUCCCUGCCAUGGCACCCGUUAAUAAUGUUUUCGUUCCUCCACAAUGUUCUUCUGAAACUAUAUUUACUAUGGGGGCUCUUGAAUGUAUGCUUGAACGCAACCCAGAGCCCCUUCAACAGUUUUCUGCCCUACAUGACUUUUCAGGCGAGAAUAUCGCUUUCCUUCGAGCUGUUGCCGAGUGGAAGUCAUCUCUUCCUGCGUCUUUCCGAGGUUCAAGCAAUCAGGAGCAGUAUUCCGCCAUUCAAGAACUUAUCCAUGAACGAUUCAACAGCGCGUUACGCAUCUACGCCACCUUCAUCAGCACUCGAGACGCCGAAUUUCAGGUGAACCUAUCCUCUCAGAACCUGAAAAACCUUGAGGAUAUAUUUGAGGUUUCGGCUAGGACUCUGUAUGGAGAUAAACGCCCGGUAGACCCGGCGCUGCCCUUUGAAUCAUUCAACAUGACCUCACUAGCCAACGUCAACUCCUCUGCUGCAUCUGCUCAUGGGUCCGAAGAUGGAAUCUUUACUACAUCAAGAGAAGUGAAUGCUCGUGCUCUUUGGUGGGGAGAUAUCCCUGAACAUUUUAAUGGGAGCAUCUUUGAUGAUGCUGAGGCCAGUAUUAAAUAUCUUGUCUUGACAAAUACUUGGCCCAAGUUCGUCAAGGCCAAGCGAAAUUCUUUGGAAUCUAUGUACAGCUAGGAGUGGGGAAACUUUAACAGACAUAACUGCUGUAGCUAUACUCCUUAUAUUAAGCUUAAAUAGAAAGAAAC
Molecule: messenger RNA, 1544 nt
Organism: Fusarium oxysporum Fo47
Lineage: Eukaryota; Fungi; Ascomycota; Sordariomycetes; Hypocreales; Nectriaceae
Exons: 4
Coding region: 1-1473 (490 amino acids)
Source: RefSeq, a predicted model, not a curated record